This is a messenger RNA of Hordeum vulgare subsp. vulgare (domesticated barley), 3068 nucleotides long. RefSeq names its product pentatricopeptide repeat-containing protein At4g19890-like. Lineage: Eukaryota; Viridiplantae; Streptophyta; Magnoliopsida; Poales; Poaceae. The record is from RefSeq and is a predicted model, not a curated record. The transcript is spliced from 5 exons. The coding region runs from base 1 to 2058 and encodes 685 amino acids. Gene Ontology annotation, molecular function: protein binding.
AUGCAGAUGCUCUCUCGCCAUCGCCAUCGCCAUGGGCGCCGCCUCGUCCAUUUCGUGCUCAAGCCCCCACCUUUCUCCACCACCAACGCCGCCAGCGCCCCGCCUCCGCCUCCGCCUCCCGUCUGCACCCCAGACGCCGCCCCCCUCGUCUUCUCGCUCCGCGACCACGACCCCGGCGCGCUAGCCCCCGACGACGCCAUCGCGGCACUCUCCUCCCUCGCGGAAUCCGAUGGCUCCGCCGCGGCGCUCGCGUUUUUCCGCCGCCUGGCUGCCCGCCCGGACGCGCGCCACCUCAUGCGUCUCUACGUCACCGCCGCGACCGCCUUCGUCGCGAGGGGCAGCCUCCCCAUGGCGCACGAGGCCAUGCGCCGGAUGGUCGCCGCCUUCGCCGAGGCGGGCCGUCUCCCGGAGGCCGCGGACAUGGUCUUCGAGAUGCGCAGCCACGGGCUUCCCUUCUGCGUCGAGACGGCCAACUGGAUCCUCACGGCCGGGCUGCACUCCAGGAACUUCGCCUACGCGCGCAAGGUGUUCGACGGAAUGGUGACCCGUGGCGGGGUGUGCCCUGAUGCGCGCAGCUUCCGGGCGCUGGUCUUAGGGUGCUGCAGGGAAGGCCGGGUGGAGGAGGUGGAAGCCUUGUUGGCCGCAAUGUGGGGGCAGGGAUUCUGCCUGGACAACGCGACAUGCACGGUGGUCGUGCGCACCUUCUGCAAGAAGGGCCGUUUUAGGGAUGUGUCUGGGUUCUUCAGGAGGAUGCUUGAGAUGGGCACCCCACCGAACGUGGUGAAUUACACUGUGUGGAUUGAUGGUCUGUGCAAGAGAGGGCAUGUCAAGCAGGCGUUCCGUGUACUGGAGGAGAUGGUCGGAAAAGGAUUGAAGCCGAAUGUGUACACACACACGUCGUUGAUCAAUGGGCUCUGUAAGAUUGGGUGGACGGAGCGGGCGUUCAGGCUUUUCUUGAAGCUCAUCAAGAGUAGUUCAUACAAGCCGAAUGUGCAUACGUACACUGUGAUGAUUGGAGGGUACUGUAAUGAGGGUAAGCUUGCUCGAGCUGAGAUGCUUCUUGGAAGGAUGCUUGAGCAGGGGUUGACACCAAACACAAACACAUACACUACGCUGAUUAGUGGCCACUGCAAAGGAGGCAGCUUUGAUCGUGCCUUUGAGCUGAUGAAUAAGAUGACUCGUGAAGGCUCCCUGCCCAACAUUUACACAUACAAUGCUGUCAUUGAUGGCCUCCUCAAGAAAGGAAAAAUUGAAGAGGCCUACAAGGUGCUCCGGAGGGCCACUACUCAAGGGCUUGAGCUUGAUAAAGUCACAUAUACUAUAUUCAUAACUGAACACUGCAAACAAGGUCACAUAACAUAUGCUCUAGAUUUGUUCAACCGGAUGAUUGAAAAUGGUUGCCAUCCUGACAUAGAAACAUACACCACCCUUAUUGCUACAUAUUGCCAGCAGAGACAAAUGGAAGAAAGCCAAAAGCUGUUUGACAAGUGUCUCGCGAUAGAAUUAGUGCCAACAACACAAACUUAUACCUCAAUGAUUGCAGGCUACUGUAAAGUUGGCAAAUCAACCUCAGCUUUGAGAGUCUUUGAUACAAUGGUCCAAAAUGGAUGCCUCGCUGACUCUAUAACUUAUGGAGCUCUAAUAAGUGGGCUCUGCAAGGAAUCGAGACUAGAGGAAGCACGUGCACUAUAUGAAGGCAUGCUUGAUAAACAUUUGGUGCCAUGUGAAGUAACUCCUGUCACUUUAGCUUUUGAAUAUUGCAGGAGGGAAAGGACAAGUGUUGCUCUAUCAAUCUUGGAUAGACUGGAUAAACGGCGACAGAUUCACGCAACAAAUGUGCUAGUUAGAAAGCUCAGUGCUAUGGGAAAUGUGGAUGAUGCAAGUCUUCUCCUAAAAAGGGUUUUGGAUGGGGAUUCGGCUGUUGACCGUGUAACUUAUACUGGCUUCAUCAAUUCGUGCUAUGCGAACAAUAGACAUGCCCUAGCUUCUGAAAUAUCUGACAAGAUCUCAAAAAAACCCUCUAGCUUUCAAGAAAAGAAUGCUACAGUUAUUGCUUAGUUAGGGAGAGCAAUCUAAUUGCUUGCAACUGAUAUAGAAGAAAUAUUCUACAGUAGGUGUUCACUGUUCUUCAGCUUGCCAUAGUAAAAUGGACAAGAUCUAUAUGACCUACUUCUGCUAGUGUAUUGAGUAAGAACUGCUUGAUGGAACGGCGUCCCCUGUGCAUAAACAUGUGAGAAGAAAUAAGGAGAACAACUCUAUGUUGGCGGUAUUCAACAAAAUCAUAUGCAUAUGAAGGUCAUAUUUUUUACAAUCCGUCUUUGAUACGCAGAUCGGCAGAUGGGUUCGUAAAUUUGAUCCUACGCUAUUCCUACCAGAGUAUAUUGUUUCCUGUGUUGACGUGUAAAUUCUGUAUUUUUUUGCACCACAUGGCCAAAAAUUCAGCUGUCUCAUUUCUCCUUCAGAAAAUUCUUACAUGAUUCUUGGUAUCUGAACCUCACUCUUUGUUGAUGUUGGCUGCCCUCACUGGCUGUCAAACUAUUCCAGAUACAGCAACUGCGUGCAGCUGGGCUUUGGAUGGUUAUCUUUCACGAGGGCUCUUAACCUAAUCCCCAAUGUCAAGCUGGUUGGAUAUCAGAAAAUCUCUUGCAAAAACUGGGAACUGUCUAGUUAAAAUAUCUAACGAUUGCAAGUAAUACUGUGAAAGGCCCCUUCCAAUAAAAGAACAACCUGAAAACUGACCAAAACAGACAAGUAUGCUCAUAACUCAGGAAAUUCAUGUCUAGUCAGCAAAAUCUUGAUGCUUGCUGGUAUUUAAGGGGACUGGUGGCGCCUACACGGUUAUGUUAUAACUUAUUAUGCAAUGUCAGCUGCACCACAGUUGUUGGCUGGAGUGAAAAUGUCUCUCAGUCUUGAUCUCUUGUGGGUUCUAAGUGGACAUGUUUGAUGUUGAUCUCCAUAUGAUCAUUGUAAUCUGCACAUGUACGCUAACUUCUUAAGGAAAACCACUUCAUCUAGAUUGACGCCUGGCAACAUGUUUCCUUGUAUAAUAAGUAUAUCUUCAUUUUGCA